Molecule: messenger RNA, 699 nt
Organism: Arabidopsis thaliana (thale cress)
Lineage: Eukaryota; Viridiplantae; Streptophyta; Magnoliopsida; Brassicales; Brassicaceae
Product: Late embryogenesis abundant protein, group 6
Exons: 2
Coding region: 27-305 (92 amino acids)
Source: RefSeq, marked reviewed
AAGCAUUUAGCAAAACGCAUAACAAGAUGGAGGAUCAGAAAAAGCCACCAACGACCGAGCAAGAAGUGAAAGAAGUUAAAAACGACGACCUCGAGUCUAUCAAGACCCCAUACUUGGACUAUGAUAACUUGGAAGAUUACAAGAUGAAAGGUUACGGAGCACAAGGCCACCAAGAGCCUAAACUCGGUAUGGGAGGUGGAGCCACCGAUGCUCCCACUCCUUCAGGCGGUCUUGGACGCGGUGGAGGCGCUGCAUCGACGGAUCUUUCUUCUACCGAUGCGAUUAACCGUCAGGGCGUUCCGUGAAAAACUUUAUUAUAGGAUCGUCAACAAACACAAAGGGUAGCUUCGCUUGUCUAAUAACUGAUCAAGUUUCGGUUCUUUAACGUGUUUCAAAAAACAAAAAAAAAAACACUUUUUUUUUUUUUUUAUAGUUAAAGAGAUACGAACCUAAUCACCAUCUUCAACUCUAUUCGUAGUUGUAGAUUAAGGAGCUCUUCCAAGAGAUUCAUUCUAUAACUUCUUUUACAUCUUGGAGUACUAUGUAACAACCCUUUUUACACUUCCAAAGAGUCCACACUACUUCUAUUUUUAAUUUAUUUUUUCGUCAAACACUAAGGUUUUCCGUUAGAGAUUUAGAGUCAUUUAUAAACCACGGAAAAGCAGAAUACUAUGUCAACAAUAAUUUAAGAUUUUUUCU